Alnus glutinosa is the source of this 1013-nucleotide messenger RNA. Its product is annotated as probable plastid-lipid-associated protein 4, chloroplastic. The transcript is spliced from 6 exons. Lineage: Eukaryota; Viridiplantae; Streptophyta; Magnoliopsida; Fagales; Betulaceae. The record is from RefSeq and is a predicted model, not a curated record. The coding region runs from base 66 to 806 and encodes 246 amino acids.
AGAAAGACAUAUUAAUUAAACAAACGGAAGCCACUGACGCUGUAUGCAGUGGAAACCGAAACACCAUGUCCAUGGCCUUAUCUUCUCAUACUCCUUCAACCCUCAGUCUCACUACAACCCAAUCCUCUACGCCUUCAACUCGUAAAUUCAUCUCCUUUCCUCCUCCUCUCGCUGCCUUUCAGUUCCCAGCCAAACCCACCUCCCACAAACUCUCAACGACCUCAGGCCCUGAGAAAUGGAGAGCCAAAGUUUCUUUCUUUCCUGCUUUCUUGAACAAAGGCAAAGAUGCAAAGACUCUCAAGGAGGAGCUUCUUCAGGCCAUUGCCCCGCUUGAUCGCGGAGCCGAUGCCACUGCCGAAGACCAGCAAACAGUUGAUCAGAUAGCACGGAAACUUGAGGCUGUUAACCCAAUAAAGGAACCACUCAAAUCUAAUUUACUCAAUGGCAAAUGGGAGCUUAUAUACACUACUUCAACAUCGAUUUUGCAAACCCAGAGACCCAAAUUUCUGAGAUCGAGUGCAAACUACCAAGCAAUCAAUGUGGAUACACUUAGGGCCCAGAACAUGGAAUCUUGGCCAUUCUUCAACCAGGUAACGGCAGAUUUAACACCUCUUAAUGCAAGAAAAGUGGCCGUGAAAUUUGAUAAUUUCAAAAUUGCAGGUUUGAUACCCAUUAAGGCACCGGGAAGAGCUCGUGGUGAACUGGAAAUUACAUAUUUGGAUGAAGAAUUGCGAGUAUCCAGAGGAGACAAAGGCAACUUGUUCAUCCUGAAAAUGGUCGAUCCGUCGUACCGAGUUUCUAUUUAAUGUGUAGAUCACAUUGCAGCAUCCGUAAUGGUUUGGCAAAUUAUGCAAGUGUUGCUCAGACACAGUUUUGGUCAUAUUUUGCCUAACACAAACUAGCCUAUAACUAGCGCUAUGUGUGGGUGUUUUUUCAUUGUAUUAUUAAUAUAUUAGCAUCUAACGUGCUAUUACACAUUCAAUAUCCUUACAAAAUCACAUAUAAUUUACCAA